Cherax quadricarinatus is the source of this 805-nucleotide messenger RNA. Lineage: Eukaryota; Metazoa; Arthropoda; Malacostraca; Decapoda; Parastacidae. The record is from RefSeq and is a predicted model, not a curated record.
GUCCCAUCGUGUAUAAUAAUUGAGUUCCUCUCACAGUACCUACAGUGAGCCCACUGGUAUCAACUUCCUCUCGUGGAUGUUAUUCAACGUGCCUGGCAUGUUGUUGUGUGUGUUCCUCGCCUGGUUGUGGCUCCAACUCUACUUCUCAGGAAGGCUGUGCGGCCAGAGAAAACUGAUUCGGAAUCCAUCUGCAGAGCGAGAGAAAGCUGUGAAGCAACUGAUAUUGUCCAAAUACCAAGAACUGGGCUGGAUCACCUUUCAAGAAAUUGUGGUGUUGACACUUUUCAUUAUACUUGUGUUGUUGUGGCUCUUCCGAGCACCUGAGUUCAUUCCUGGUUGGUCCAAGUUGUUUGAGGACAAGUUUGGGGUGGAUGUGGAUGAUGCAACACCAGCAAUGUUAAUAGUGUUUCUGUUGUUUGCCCUGCCAGCCAAACUUGACUUCUGGUGUUUCAGGAAACCUGGUGAUCCUGAGCCAGAGCGUGUGAACAAUAAUUCUUGCCUGUCAUGGAAGGUUGUUCAGGAGAAGAUCCCCUGGGGUGUAGUCCUGCUGUUGGGUGGUGGCUUUGCUAUGGCGGAAGGAGCUAAGAAGUCGGGUCUUUCAGAAUGGUUGGGAGAGUCACUCAGAUAUCUAAAAAAUUUUGAUGGAGUUUACAUUGUUAUGAUCGUUACGUUCUCGACAGCCAUGCUGACAGAAGUGGCCUCAAACAGCGCUACAGCUUCUAUAUUACUUCCAGUGUUGAAUGAAUUGGUAAGUGAAAAAAAAUAUACACUACAGUCUGCAGUAAUUUGACACGAGACUUGAGUU